Molecule: messenger RNA, 1446 nt
Organism: Paramacrobiotus metropolitanus
Lineage: Eukaryota; Metazoa; Tardigrada; Eutardigrada; Parachela; Macrobiotidae
Product: protein trapped in endoderm-1-like
Exons: 3
Coding region: 147-1232 (361 amino acids)
Biological process (GO): G protein-coupled receptor signaling pathway
Cellular component (GO): membrane
Molecular function (GO): G protein-coupled receptor activity
Source: RefSeq, a predicted model, not a curated record
AAGGCUCCGGCCCGAGUCACUCCAUCCGCAAACACUCACCGGCUAUUACUUCCCGCAAUAUGUCCCGUCAAGCCGUUAUUUACUACUUGUUCUAGAAUCCACGGUUUUUAUCACCACUCGGGGGAAUUUUAUUAUAGUUUUGCGACAUGGAUGCCGGUAAUGCGACGAAUUUUACACGGAUUGGGCCCAACACAACCGACAUCAAGGCGUACAUAACGUACCCCGGCUGGUUGACCUUUUGGUUUAUUGUGAUGAUUUUCUUAUGCAUUCUGGGCGCCUUUUCCAAUUCGUUGUUGUUUAUGGCGAUCGUGACCUCGCGGAAGCUGCGCAAAGGGUCGGGGACGUUGAUUGCGCAUUCCAUUCUGAUUGAGGCGUUUCUAUGUGUCAUCGGCGUGCCGCUGAUCAUGGCGUCCACGUAUAUGCCGCAGUUUGGUUGGCCUUCGAAGACCAUGUGCAAGUGGACGAUGCUGCUGUUCUAUGGACCGAUUUUUGCCGGGACGUGGGCGUCGGUGCUGAUCGCCAUUAAUCGCUUCGUGGCGAUAUUCUUCCCGCACGUGUACUCCAAACUGACGACACCGCCGCUGUUGGCGCUGGUUAUUGCCCUGGGCUGGGCGGUGGCGCUGGCCAGUUCGGUGCCCAUGUUCUUCGAAGCCGGCGGAAUAUCUGUUGGGGCGACGAAACCCUGGUAUGCCUGUGGCGCACGCCAAGAGAAGCCCGGCUACUUAUACAACUUCCUGGUAACCGUGGGGACCACCGCGCCGGCCGUCGCACUGGGAGUCAUCUACGUCAGCAUCUUUACCCUGGUCAUCAUUCGGGCGCUGAUCUUUCGCCGGAAGAUCGACACCACCGACAAGGCGGCCGUGGCGCGGAAUCAACGGGCGCAGGCCAUGACGCAAAAGCGCCUGAAGAUGGCCCGUAUGCUCUUCGUCUCCUACAUCUGGUUUACGGUCUGCUACAUGCCGGCCCCGGUGACGGCCAGUGUGGCGCCGGUGCUCUAUGGCACCAGUCCGCUGGUGUCGCUGUUCCUGCGGAUGCUCCUGGAGAUCGGCUAUGCAACCAGCCCGGUCAUCUAUUUAACAAUGAACGCCGAAUAUCGAAGUGCCGCUAAACGCGUACUGUACCGCAUUUUGCGCCUAUGCCGGCCGUCGCUGUUAAUACGAGACGACACGAUUAAGAUUGUAACGGAAUACGAAAUGGGAAAGACACCGACAAAUAAUGGCAUUUCCGCUUAAAAAAUGUGACUACAUACAAUGUUACGUUCCUUUUAAUCACGGAUUUAUGAAGCUAAUCUCUGGACGGGUGAAAAUUACGGAAAUAUUGUGCAGUUAUUCCAGGCGCGUAUUACACCAACGCUUUAAAUGACCUUUGCGCGGAACUUAUUGAUUCUCCCUCACGUGUGCAUUUUGCUCGUGUGAUUGUGAUACAUCACAGAGACAAAAAAUUAAU